Messenger RNA from Peromyscus maniculatus bairdii (prairie deer mouse), 664 nucleotides. RefSeq names its product formation of mitochondrial complex V assembly factor 1 (gene Fmc1). NCBI's taxonomy places the organism in Eukaryota, Metazoa, Chordata, Mammalia, Rodentia, Cricetidae. The record is from RefSeq and is a predicted model, not a curated record. Gene Ontology annotation, cellular component: mitochondrion.
AAUUUGACGGAGAACAGAAUCAGAGCAAGGAAGAGCCGGCCAGUCUUCUCGGCGGGUUUGGUUCAGCAUCCCUGCAGGCCCGCUAUUACGCAGGCGCAGUUCCACUACGCUCAGACACCAGAACACGGCGCCGCUCGCGGGGCCGUCGGUAGGCGGCGCUGUGGAGCGCCAAGGCCCGGGCCGUACCAUCGAGCACGGUGCCGGGAGGGGGGGGAGCACCCGCUGGCCAAGGACAGGAAGAUGGCGGCCCUGGGGUCCCCGGCGCGCACCCUGAGAGGCCUUCUGCGGGAGCUGCGCUACCUGAACGCGGCCACCGGGCGACCGUAUCGCGACACAGCAGCCUACCGGUACCUGGUGAAGGCUUUCCGAGCACAUCGGGUCACCAGUGAGAAGUUGUGCAGAGCCCAGCACGAGCUUCACUUCCAAGCUGCCACCUAUCUCUGCCUCCUGCGCAGCAUCCGGCAACAUGUGGCCCUCCAUCAGGAAUUUCAUGGCAAGGGUGAGCGUUCAGUGGAGGAGUCUGCUGGUUUGGUGGGCCUCCAGUUACCCCAUCAGCCUGGAGGGAAGGGCUGGGAGCCGUGAUGGAGAGUCCUCAGAUGCCCCUUCAUUCAAGAAUCCAACCAUUUCUACCACUAUGUAUUUAUUAAAUGUUUUGUAAAGUGUA